CUUGUGACUUGACCUUGACAUUUAUAAAUUACAAAUCACCACGUUUCAAUACAAAAAGUUUCAGCCUUUUAAGAUUUUAUUUUUGUGAAAAAGGUAUGUGAGUUAUAAGCUCAGCUGGGCACUUGCUCAUAAAUUUCAGGAAGUGGGGUUCAAUGGUCUCAUUUUCACUAUUAAACGACACCAAAUAUCAAAGAUAUGGGCCAGUCAUAGGUGUAUGGGAUAAUUUGUGAUGACAUUAAUGUUGAGAUAUUAAUAUUAACCCAUUAAGUUGCAAUGCACCCUCAAUACGCCCACAGGUAUACGGCCAAGUGCACAUUUGACCGCCAACAUAGGUAUGACUGCUGAUAUGUACAAUAAUUCGCUGUUAAAUUUUCCCAAAUUUAUAGGUAUGGAACUCAUGGAUACAUCAUCAGAACCACCAAAGAAACGUUCAUUUUCACAAUUUGACAGUCCUGAUAGGAAAAUGGUGAAAAGCAGAAACCAAACACCAAGUGACAAUGCUGCGGAUGUCCCAUAUCAAAUAUUCAAUGAUCCAAUUCAUGGAUUUAUUAAAGUUCACCCUCUACUGGUUAAGAUUAUCCAUACUCCUCAGUUUCAACGUUUGAAAGAUAUCAAGCAAUUGGGCAUCUGUUACUGGGUUUUCCCUGGUGCUUCCCAUAACAGGUCAGCCAAUAAAUUGGUUGGUCACAGUCAUUUUUGCCAACAGGUUAAGUUUGCAGGGGGGGGGGGGGGGGGGCAGGCUCCGUUGCUAUGACAGUCCAUAUCAGUUAAAUACAGAUUGAUAGGGAUACAACUACCUGAAAAAUACAAGGAGAACUCUGACGUUUCGAGCAAAGGCCCUUCGUCAUGAAGUUAGCAGCGUGGGGCAGAAAAAUCUUAUGCAUCAUUUUAAUUAAACACAUGUAGGUUUGAACACUGUCUUGGUACAGCACAUCUCUGUGGCAAACUAAUCGACACCCUGUGUGACCAGCACCGUGGUAAAAUUGAAAUUACCGAGCCAGAAUCACUCUGUGUAAAAAUUGCUGGCUUGUGUCACGACUUGGGACAUGGACCGUUCUCACAUUUCUUUGAUGGUGUAUAUAUCCCACGUGCGAAACCUGGUUUCCAAUGGAAACAUGAGCAGGCGUCCUGUGAUCUGUUUGAGUUUAUGAUGGCAUCAAAUCCUGGCCUGGCUGAAAGUUUUGAAGAGUUUGGUUUGGGCAGAGAAGAGAUUGAUUUUAUUAAAGAAUUGAUUCUAGGUUGGUACACUUGUUUGGUUGACUAUCAAACUUUCACAGUGGGAAUGUUGCAUUGGUAAAUUCUAAGUUUUGAAGCAUUUGACUUAAUGUUUAACCAGGGACGCCGAAACGGUAAUAAGGCAAAGGGAGACAGACACACACCAAGGGCACCUCCCCCCCGUCACCAAAAAAUUUUUGGUUAGUGUACCAUUUUAGGGGUCAAAAAUUUUUUCCGGAUAUACCAAAAUUUUCCGUUAAGUUAAAAAAUUUUUUUAAAUUCUAAAACUUUUCUAAAAUUUUUGUAAAUUAAACUCAUUCUUUACCAAAUUCACAAUUUUUUUUUGUUAAUUACUUUCUCUGGGCCUAUAAAUUACCUGAAUCUUAUGAUUUUCCCAGAAAAAGCAUCACUGGAAAAUGGAAAUGUGAUUUAUCACGUAGUAUUUUACAACUAAAAGGGCACUUCUGCCCCGCCCCCCCCCCUAGCAAAAGGCAAGGGGGGCAGCUGCCCCCCCCCUGCCCCCCAGUUCCGGCGUCCCUGUGUUUAACACUGAGUUGUCUCAAACAUUUCUUACAAAUGCUUCAAAACUUAGAAUUUACCCAUGUAGAAUUCCUACUGUGAUCACAGAAACUUUGAUAGUGUCAACUGGCAGUUACGAGGACAAGAAACAUAGUAUAGACCCAUUGCACUGACGUCACAAAUCCUUAGAGUGUCCUCCAGAUGCUCCCUAACAAUAUCUGUUUUGGUACAACGACCACAUACAGCGCAAAAUUUAACCAUUUUAAAACAAAAUUAUUAUAAAGUUUUACAAAAUUUGCUUUGUUUACAGAAGUUAUAUUAUGCAUAGAUUGCUAAUUUGUCCUCCAGAUGCAUCGUCACCGGCGCUGUGACGUCAUGUGCAAUGGGUCUAUAGUCCUUAUAUGCAGUAGACCAGAUAUAGUUUAAUGAACAAGCUAAAAAAUAUAAGGAGAAUUUCGACGUUUCGAGCGAAGGUCCUUUGCCUGGACUAGUUUAACCCAUUAAACUAGUCCUUGAUUGGCUUAACCUGGAUAAUUAAACUUUACUAUUUUAAGUUAAAGUUUCGUUUUAUAAAUUGGGAGAUCCAUAUCGGUAGUUGUAUAACUUUUCAAGCAUUUUACAACGGCUGAAAAAAUCUCAAUCCUAUGGAAAGGGCUAUCCGGUCUUCGUACAACCAACCCUGGAAUAUUAUUACACUUAUCUAUCUUCAUCUUAUUUUAGGCAAAGACCCAGAAAAUGACACGGUGACACGAAUCUGCCGUUGGACAGGCAAACCUAAAUGGUUCCUUUACGAAAUCGUCUCAAAUAAACGCACUGGCAUCGAUUGCGAUAAAUUUGACUAUUUUGCGCGCGACUGCGCUAAUGUGGGCGUUAGCAGCAACUUCGAUUAUCGCCGCUACUUUGAAAACGUACGAAUCCUGCCCAUAGAUGACCGACUACAAAUAUGCGUCCGUGAAAAGGAGGUGUUUAAUCUCUACGAGUUGUUUCAUACCCGUUGGUCGCUACACCACCGAGUUUAUCAACACAAAACGCAAGCGCCGAUUCAUGACCUGCUUCUCAAAGCAUUCCUAAAAGUCGAUAAAAUCUUCCGUAUUUCUGAAAGCGUUACUGAUAUGAAACGAUACACGGUCUUGACGGAUAGCAUUAUGUAUGAUAUUUUAAGAAAUGAAAGUGCCGACUCGAGAGUGCUCGAAGCACAAGAGUUAUUACUGAAAAUCCAGCGACGAGAAUUGUAUAAGUUUUGUGGCCAGACACAGCCGGGUUCCGAGACGGAUUGCCCGAGUGAAAGUGAGAUUGCCAAUGAAUUAGCAUCAAUUUCAGGAGCUUUAAAAUUAAAAGCGGAGCAAAUAUUUGUAUCGAUUGUUAACAUCCAUUUUGGAAUGGGAGAUAAAGAUCCAGUUGACGCGGUUGUGUUUUAUAAUAAAUCCUACCAACCUCUUAAAGUUCGCAAGGAUCAAGUCAGUCAGAUUCUUCCACAAAAGUUUCAUGAGCGUUAUGUGCGCGUGUACGCGAAAUCACGCGAGGAUUCCGAGCCAAUUCAACGAUGCUUCGAGGCGUGGUGUUCCGACAAGGGUUACCCGGUACCACAUACUGUGUUGCAUGGUGAUUGUACUGGGUAUUUUUCGCCCGCAUUUAAAUUGAAUCAAGGGCCAAAGCACGGAGUGGGGACUGCGACUCCACGUUCAUUGAAUGGUGAAUUUAACAAGAUUCAAAAUUCUUGAGUUUUGAAACGUAAAGUCGUAAAUUAAACAGUGAUAAACAUUGAUCAAACGGGAACAAUAGUUGCAUACUGAAUUGAAGCUUAUUUAAAUAAGUGAAAUAAACGUAUAGCAUAGUACGAAAUGGCUUUAGUUGUGUGAUAUACACUAGGAGCAUGGACAAGAUGGCUAUGAUUAUUAAACUCAUUAGAAUAACAAUAUAACUCAUUAUCUAUGUUAAUCAACGUUUAUUCAUGAAUCUGGUCCUUCGCCGUCACGUGUGAAUUGUAUUUUUGUCAAAUGCACCAAUAGCAAUUUCCAAUUUACCCUAUUGUUCGAGUCACGGAUAGGUAACUUUCCUAAAACAUUGCUAUUGGUUAGUUGGGCAAAAACACAACACGCACGUGACGGUGAAGGAGCAGAUUUAUGAAUAUAAAACGUUGACCAACACAGAUAAUGAGUUAUAUUGUUAUUCUAAUGAGUUUCACAACCAUCUUCCCUUCGACGAAAAUCGGAAUCGUUAAUUGUUGUGAUAUUAGUCUUCAUAAUUGUUUCCGAGAGGAAGAAAACGUAUUUAUUAAUUUGGCGCAGCCAAGUUGCAUAGGUUCUAUAUUAUUUGAUAUAAAAACAUUGAUGUUUUGUUGUCAUUCAUAGUUAAUCAAGUGAGAGAAAUUAUAAAUAAUUUUAUCUUUGAUAAAAUAAAAAC
This is a messenger RNA of Paramuricea clavata, 4137 nucleotides long. The record is from the annotation of a GenBank genome assembly. Lineage: Eukaryota; Metazoa; Cnidaria; Anthozoa; Malacalcyonacea; Plexauridae.